UCUUUCACUUUUCCAAUCGAUGGAUUUUUCAGAGCGCCAUGUUCAAACUGUUGAAAUCUCCUUCAAAUUUUCGCUCUAAUUUUCUGCGCUAAGAUUGAACAUUUGACCAUUUAUAUACGAUAGUCGAUAGCGAUGGAAAAGGAGAAUUUCUUCACCAAACUUCGCCGUGUGGCGACGUCUACAGAGGGCGAAACGGCGAGGUUGAAGGCGUGUAUGGAGAAACCGGCCGCCGUGAGGUCGGCAUCGAGUCAGGAUGGAUCAGCAAGGCUCGUGUUGAAGGAAAUGCAGUAUGAUGCACAGAAAAUGAAGGAAAAAGUCCAUCAGCAGUUGAAAGAACUCCAUGUCUCAUCGGAAUCAUUUGAGGAGACCCUAGAUGCUUGUGAGGGUCUGUGUGAGAUAACCAAGCAGCAAGUGACUGAUCUUGAGAUGUACCUAGAGCAAUACGGCUACAAGCCUUACAACAGUGUGGAGAAACUACAGUCACAGCAAGAUAAAAAGAAGAAACAAUCCAAGGAAAAUGUGACACCUGAACCUUCUCCAGAAACAACCAAGGACUGUCACAGCACUGAAGAAAAAAUCCCCUCAACUCCGCCCAAGGACCCCUCCUCAGCUCCCCCGGUCGACCCGAACAAAACCCCCCAGCUGGCCGACUUUGGCCUCAGUCAGUGGACGAUAGACCGACUGGCCCACGUCGGGUUGAACGGUAACCCACAGGACAUGAAGACGGUGAAUUUUACCGGGUACCAGUAUGGAAGCAUUCCGUCAGCUAUCCCGAGUUACAUGUACCCCUCCACCCCUCAACAAUACCAGAAGCAUUUGCAGCUCACCCCCUUCACUAACAGGACCAUUCUGGUCACCCCGGGCAUGUUCGGGAGUCGGAGCAUACCCACAGAGACACCCCAGCAGUUUAUCGACACCAAAUCCUACCUGCUGGACUCCCCAGUGCCCCCGGUGCUGUUGUCAACCAAGAAGGUCAAGCCCAUGACCUCUGACCUCAGGGUCACGAGUCGACGGGACGCGGACAUGGCCAGUCCUGAGCCAGAACCCCCUACAGUCACCGCUUGGGCGGAGUAUGUUCCUCUUCCGGCACCCCCAACCCAGCUCCACGCCCCUCCUGAUUCGGCAGACGUGACACCCCCGAUGCCCCCCUGCCUGGCAACCCAGGCCACCCAGGUACCCAUGCCGGCCGAGCCUGCGCGCCUCACAGAGAGGUUCAACAGCGCCCCCACACUGCCGUGUGAGCCAGUUCAGUUAUACCAGCAGUUUUCUGCGAACGAGAUGCCAACGGAGCCUGUACAGCUCGCAGAAAAAUUUGGGUCCGAGAACAAUAUCCAGCCAGAACCACAGUUUCUUCAGGUAUCGGGAGCAGGCAAUGGUCAACCUUCCCAAACAACCACACCCAAGGGUCAUCAACGAUUGGCCGCAUUGGCCGGGGAACCCGAAAUGCCGCAGACCCCAGAACUGACCAUGACGUAUCAAAGAUUUGUAGACAUCAAGCCAGUUUCGGUAGAACCCGCCCCUCAACUCCCGGCCGACAGUAUUCCUGAACCCCAUGUAUACGACAGCCAUGGUGAUGUUCCGAGGACACCUGUCCUGCAGAGUGCAUUCAAUGAAACCCAAGCGACAAAACCAAGCCAGGCAACAAAACCAAACCAAACCUCCGCUGUAAAUUGUGUGGACUGCUCCAUCGCCCCGGUGACAGAUGCGGAGUUUGGACAAGUAGCUGAUUAUCUCCAGCGUCUGUUCCCCAUCGACGUGAUCAACCAGAAACUGGCCGACAUCAAUGCAAUGCUAUCCCAAAAACAAGAUGGGAGCUUCCUCAGUGAGAAAGACAUGCAGGCGCUCAGUCUAGGCUCCAAGACCAAAGCCUUUGCCUUGCUGCUGGCUAAACUCCGGCGGCUGACCAUGGGCAAGAAACCAGGCAGCGGGGAACCGGUUUUCUACGUCAUCAAGUGAUCAGCAGGAACCGGUUUACUACGUCAUCACAUGAUCAGUGGUAUCUCCGAGAUUCACUUGCCCUCCACCACGAAUAAAACCCUGGGCACACAUUUCAGAAAAAAUUUCAAAGAUUAUGCUUCAAAAGAAACGAGAUUAUCAAACAAAAUUGUGUAUUUAAUUUUAUUCUCUGAUGUAAAUAUUUAAAACUCAAAUCCGUUUCAUUUUAAUAUGUACGUAGUACUACAUGUACAUUUUAUGGUGAGAAAUUUAUUACAUGUAUUCAAAUUAUUCAAUUAGACCGUUUCUUUUGGUAUAUAAGUCAUUAAUCUCUUUAAUUGGGAAAUCAAAUACAACACACAUCCUAUAUUCACCACAAUGAAGUACAUGUGAAUUUUAGGGAUUAAAAAUCUAGAAAACACUGGUUCUUUAAAAUCUUGUUUUUUGUACAUUUACUUUGACUAAAGACAUAUUUUAUUCCACAAGGAAUAAAAAAAGUAUAAGUUCCUGUUGCCGAAAAAAAUCUGAAUGGAGCUUAAAAUUAAAAUAAUUGUGGAA
This is a messenger RNA of Patiria miniata (bat star), 2493 nucleotides long. Its product is annotated as spindle and kinetochore-associated protein 3-like. The record is from RefSeq and is a predicted model, not a curated record. Lineage: Eukaryota; Metazoa; Echinodermata; Asteroidea; Valvatida; Asterinidae. Gene Ontology annotation, biological process: chromosome segregation; mitotic cell cycle. Bases 133 to 1956 code for a protein of 607 amino acids. The transcript has 11 exons. Gene Ontology annotation, cellular component: outer kinetochore; spindle microtubule.